AAUAGAAAAUUUAACCACAAAGAACAGACCUGAAUACUUUAACCCGUAAACAGUUUUUAAAAUACAUUUAUUUACCUUGAGAAGCGAGAAAUGGAGCAAUGAAGAUAUGAUCUUUCCGAGAAAUGUAGGAGCAAGGAACGUCACAAAAAAUACAUGUAAAUACAUAUACAUAUGUAGAGAGGGCAAAGGUGAAAUAUGAUAAUACCUAACCUAUUGAGAGAAACCAUCUUGCGCUGACAGAUCUGACCGAGAUAGCGGCUGCACAGUAGGAUAUUUCUUUUUCAAUAAACAGAUCAAUAAAUAGAAUAUUAUUUAUUAUGGGAAUGGCAAUAAGAUUGACUAAGAUGAAUUUCUUAAGCAGGCGUUUGUACAGUUCUAAGGUGAGAUUAAAUGAUGUUGUAAUAGUCAGUGCUGUACGUACUCCAAUGGGCUCGUUUCUCGGAUCUCUGUCAAACGUGACGGCUACUAAGCUUGGUGCGGUAGCUGUACAAGCAGCCAUCGAAAGAGCUGGUAUCGCCAAGGAACAAGUUAAAGAAAUAUAUAUGGGCAAUGUCUGUCAAGGUUUCUUGGGUCAAGCACCAGCGAGACAGGCUGCAUUAUUUGCAGGUCUUCCAAGUUCAACAAUAUGUACAACAGUGAACAAAGUUUGUGCGAGUGGCAUGAAAAGUGUCAUGCUGGCUUCUCAAUCUUUGCAAUGCGGCCAUCAAGAGAUUGUUCUAGCCGGUGGUAUGGAAUCUAUGUCUAAUGUGCCGUAUUAUUUAGCACGUGGCGAAACUCCAUACGGUGGAGUAAAACUCCAGGAUGGCAUUGUGUUCGAUGGAUUGACUGAUGUUUACAAUAAAUGUCAUAUGGGUAAUUGUGCCGAAAACACGGCUAAAAAACUCAAUAUCACUCGUCAACAACAAGAUGAAUAUGCUAUCAGUAGUUACCAACGCAGCGCGGCAGCUUAUGACAAUAACGUAUUCAAAGAUGAACUUGUAUCCGUUAGUGUGCCUCAAAAAAAGGGCAAACCAGAUGUGACUUUUACUGCGGAUGAAGAAUAUAAAAGAGUCAACUUUGAGAAGUUUGGCAAAUUGAGCACAGUUUUCCAGAAAGAGAAUGGUACAGUGACAGCUGGAAAUGCAUCCACUCUAAAUGAUGGUGCCGCUGCUUUAAUUUUAACGACAAGCGACGUUGCUCAAAGACUGAAUCUCAAGCCUCUGGCCAGAGUUGUCGCUUUUCAGGACGCAGCAACGGAUCCUAUAGAUUUUCCGAUCGCACCGGCUCUUGCUGUGCCAUCGCUGCUUCAAAAUGCUGGAGUUAAUAAAAACGAUAUCGCUCUGUGGGAGAUUAAUGAGGCAUUUAGCGUGGUGGUCGUGGCAAAUCAGAAAUUACUCGACAUCGAUCCGGCCAAGGUAAACGUUCAUGGUGGUGCCGUUUCGCUUGGACAUCCCAUAGGCAUGUCAGGAGCACGUAUUGUAGUACAUUUGGUGCAUGCUCUCAAAGCUGGAGAAAAAGGCGUUGCGUCGAUUUGCAACGGGGGCGGCGGUGCAUCAUCAAUCCUGAUUGAAAAACUGUAAGUUCGCAAAUCAUCAACAAUGGCUGCCAUUUCAGUUUGUACGAACCGGACAAUCUUUCUUUAUUAUCGAUAUGAAUCGUGAUAAAAAAAAGAAAUUAUUUUUACACUGUAAAACUAUCAAACAAUAUUGUAGGUGAAAAGCUUUAUAGCUUUUCUUAUUUGUAUAAAUAAGAUUAUUGUUAUAUAA
Messenger RNA from Temnothorax curvispinosus, 1745 nucleotides. It is a transcript of the gene Acat1, whose product is annotated as acetyl-CoA acetyltransferase, mitochondrial. The transcript has 8 exons. The record is from RefSeq and is a predicted model, not a curated record. Gene Ontology annotation, molecular function: acetyl-CoA C-acetyltransferase activity. Lineage: Eukaryota; Metazoa; Arthropoda; Insecta; Hymenoptera; Formicidae. Gene Ontology annotation, biological process: fatty acid beta-oxidation. Bases 318 to 1559 code for a protein of 413 amino acids.